Molecule: messenger RNA, 915 nt
Organism: Letharia columbiana
Lineage: Eukaryota; Fungi; Ascomycota; Lecanoromycetes; Lecanorales; Parmeliaceae
Exons: 2
Coding region: 1-915 (304 amino acids)
Source: RefSeq, a predicted model, not a curated record
AUGUCUCAACUAUCCUUCACCUUUACCACCAGCUCCAAAGUCAAGACCGCCCAUCUCGUCGGUACAUGGGACGGCUACAAGGGCCAACUUCCCCUCACUAGCCAAGGAUCCGGCAAGUGGAAGGGCACCUUUCGCUUCUCCGAGAAGACGCUCAAACCCGGGAGCAGGUAUUGGUACUACUACAUCGAAGACGGCUUUAAACCCACAUUCGACAAAUCAGCCCGCUCUCAAGUCGAGCCUAGCACCGGCCGCACCCUCAACAUCCUCGACGUCUCGAAAUCUAGCUCCGCCUCCCUCUCCUCCUCUGCCGCUCCCUCCUCCACGCUCAGCAAACGCGGCUCCACACACGCUCCACACACAGGCCGCGCCCUCUCUCCAUCGAAGAUCAUGCACCCCAAGCCAACCAAACCGUAUGAAUCCCGUCGCGUGCGCGAGGCAGACUAUUCCGCCUCCCCCGGCAUCGACGACUUGGCCGAACACCUCGAGAAGGCUUCACUGUACAAGAUGCGCAAUGUCUCUCCACCCUCAUCCGUGGGAUCUAGCCUGUCAUCACGCAGCUCAGACCGCUCGUCGCCAUCGUCACUGUCCAGUCUCAGCAACUCAAGCUCCUCAGACUCGCAAUGCAGAUGCCAACGCUACGGCCUCACUCGCGGCGGCGGCCGCGUCAAGAUUGAUUGCGGUGGCAAACGCUGCGGGUACUCGGACGACAGCUCAUCAGCGUGUUCAAGCAUCGAUUCUGCGAGUGAGAGUGAGAGCGAGGAAGAGUACGAGGAGAGGAGGCCGAGAAGGCAGGAAGUUAAGCCUGCUGCGUAUCAUGAGAGUAAGCCAAGAUACGUGGAGGCGAAGCCUAGGUAUCAGACGAUCGAGCCGAGGAAGUACGCGACUACUGGCACGAGCAGAGGGUCGCGGAGAUGA